Molecule: messenger RNA, 2172 nt
Organism: Limulus polyphemus (Atlantic horseshoe crab)
Lineage: Eukaryota; Metazoa; Arthropoda; Merostomata; Xiphosura; Limulidae
Product: allatostatins-like
Exons: 2
Coding region: 90-1685 (531 amino acids)
Molecular function (GO): neuropeptide hormone activity
Source: RefSeq, a predicted model, not a curated record
AGCACACUAAACCUGUAGACAUCGAAGACGUAGAGUCCCAGAAACUGGGCCAUAUCAAGCUAGCAACAAGUGAAGCUGAGAACAGAAUCAUGCUUACAGUUAUCCGUCAAACCACACUUACUUGGCUACUCAUAAGUAUCCUAGCAAUUGGCGAACUGUUGAACGCCGAAAAAGAAACCAAAGAUACAUCGUUUAACCCUACAGACAGCUUAGGAUUUUCAUUUGAAGUGCAGUCAAACAAAAGCUCACAGCAAGAGAAAAACUUUGAUUUUGAGAAAAGAUUCGAUGGUCGUUUCUCUUUUGGUCUUGGCAAAAGAAAUGAUACUAACGAAUUAAGUACUUUGAAUAGAUUUAAAAGAAAAAAGCACCAGUUGAGUUCUAAGCCAGGUAAUAUCGUGAAUAGUCGUUUUGCUUUUGGACUGGGAAAGAGAAAUUCACCAAAUAAUCCAACUGUUGAAUAUUCUACUUUUGUGGAUAAAAUGCAACAUUCUCAUCAAUUCAUCUUUGGCAAACGGCUAAACGAUCGCCUCACUUUUGACGUGGAAAAAAAGUCAACACCAACAGAUACAAUAAGUGACAAUUCUGUUACUGAUAAAGAUAAAAGAUACUCCCACCAACUCAUAUUAGGCAAACAGCCAGAGACUCGUUUCACCUUUGGCAUAGACAAGAGAUCCACAAAGCUUGACCUAAUUGUGGGCAAAGACAAAAAACAUUCUCACCAAUUCAAUUUCGGAUUAGGCAAACGAGCAGAAGACCGUUUUCACUUUGAUUUGGAUAGGAAACCCUUAAUGAAUAUUGAUUAUUCUUCCCCAAAUGAAGACAAAAGAAAAUUUCGACCAUUCAGCUUCGGUUUAGGCAAACGACCAGAUAAUCGAUUUGCUUUUGGUUUGGGCAAGAAAUCCCUAUUUAAUAAUCUCACUCUUGCCGAUCCUUAUUUUGAACAAGACAAAAGGAAUUCUCACCAAUUCAGCUUCGGUUUAAGCAAACGACCAGAUAAUCGAUUUGCUUUUGGUUUGGGUAGGAAAUCCCUACUGAAUAAUUCCACUCUUGCCGACCCUUAUUUUGAAAAGGAUAAAAGGAAUUCUCACCAAUUCAGCUUUGGAUUAGGCAAACGACCAGAUAAUCGAUUUGGUUUUGGUUUGGGUAAGAAAUCCCUACUGAAUAAUCUCACUGUUGUCGACCCUUAUUUUGAUCAGGACAAAAGGAAUUCUCACCAAUUCAGUUUCGGUUUAGGCAAACGCCCAGAUAAUCGAUUUGUUUUUGGUCUGGGUAAGAAAUCCUUAUUGAAUAAACCCACUGUUUCUGAUUCUUCAUUGAAGGAAGACAAAAGAUUUCACCCUCAGUUCAGUUUUGGCCUUGGUAAAAGAAUAGAUAAUUCUCUUUCUUUAAAUCUGGGCAAGAAAGAUUCAAAAGAGAAAUUGACCACAUCUUCAAUGACAUCAAAACGAAUCAAAAGAAAGACUCGUCCAUUCAAUUUUGGCCUCGGGAAGCGACUAGAAAACAGAUUUGGCUUUGGGCUUGGAAACAGGAACUCUUUAAACCCUUUAAACUAUGCUUUUGGAUUAGGAAAUGGAAUACCACUUAUUAGUGAUUCGCUCUAUCUGCAAGAUUUGAAUGAACUUAUGAAACGUCUGCAUCUUAAUGAUAGAAACAGUCUUUCCCAUACAGAGAAAGAAAGGGAAUGAAAGGUUUUCACCAUUUGCUCGCCUUUCAGUUUGCUUAAGAUCAAGAGCGUCUCCAAGAAUACUGCAAGUAAAACAGUCUGCUAUGGAUAAAAGGAAAUUAUUUGUGGUUGAAAAAACCGACUAUGUUGAAAUAUAUAUAUAUAUAUUAUAUCGACAUAAUGAUAUAUAUAUAUAUAAUGAUAUAUAUAUAUAUAAUGAUAUAUAUAUAUAUAUAAUGAUAUCUAUAUAAUUAGCAUAAAUUAUGUGCGGAAUAAUUCAAAAUAUUCCUUUUGUUUUUCAAAAACUUAUGGAUUCGUAAAAACUAAUUUCAGUCAAAUAUGAGUUAACAAUAAAAACAAAGCUUUGUAUUGUGUAUUAACAAAACUUCGCUAUUUCACAAUUUUAUAUAUAUAGUACAACAUUUUAUAUAUAUGUCCAAUUAUUGUUUGUAAAUAUUAAUUGUACUACAUGUAAAGGAUAAAUUAAAUAUCGCUUUAUUAUCGGCAUA